AUGCCUUCUCAACUUGCUUCAGAGUCUGAAGCCCUCAGCCCAAAGGCCACUGCUGAUGUUAAGCGACGUUCAACUAACUUCAAGCCUAGAAUUUGGGGUGAUUAUUUUCUGUCAUAUGCUUCCAUGGAAGCGGAUAUUACUAUUGAGCAACAGGUUCAACAGCUGAAGGAAGAGGUGAAGAGGAUGCUUGUGGAUAAUGUUAAAGACGGUUCCCAAAAACUAAGCUUGAUUGAUGACAUUCAACGCUUAGGCGUGUCCUACCAUUUCGAAAACGAGAUUUGUGAAAUCUUGCAACAAAUAUACAACAAUGACCACGUAUCCUAUAAUGAUCUUCAUCAGAAUAAUUCCGACCUUCAUGCAGUUUCUCUUCGUUUCAGAUUACUUAGACAACAAGGAUACAAUGCUUCGUGUGAGUAUUUCAGCAACUUGAAGGACAAUGAUGGGAAAUUCAAGGAAUCACUUGUCGAUGAUACAAAAGGACUACUAGGCUUGUACGAAGCAACACAUCUUCGGAUACACGGUGAUGAUAUACUUGAUGAGGCACUAACCUUCACUACAACUCAUCUCCAGUCUGCAACACGCCGCGGUUUGAGCUCCCCACUUUCAAAACAAGUUACUCAUUCCUUGAAUCAGCCAUUCUGGAAAAGGAUGCCAAGGAUAGAAGCGAGGCAUUACAUAUCUAUCUACCAAGAAGACAAAUAUUCUCAUAAUGAAACUCUCUUGAAUUUCGCACGGCUAGAUUUCAACCUACUGCAGCAACUCCAUCAAAAAGAACUAUGUGAACUUACAAGGUGGUGGAAGGAUUUAGACUUCGUGAAAAAGUUACCUUUCACAAGAAAUAGGCUGGUUGAGUGCUACUUCAUCGCCUUGGGUAUCUUCUUUGAGCCAGAAUAUUAUUUUGGUAGGAGGACAUUCUGCAAAGUUAUCUACAUGUUAUCCGCGAUUGAUGACAUCUAUGAUGUUCAUGGUACACUUGAAGAGCUCGAGCUCUUCCACGAAGCUAUUCAGAGGUGGGACAUCUCUGCCCUGGAUCAGUCGCCGGACUAUAUGAAAGUCUGUUUCCAGGCACAGUUGGAUGUCUUCACUGAAAUUGAAGAAAAGAUUACAAGCGAGGGAAACUUGUAUGCCAUUCACCAUGCAAGAGAAUCGUUGAAAAUGACCGUCGCUGGUUACAUGAAAGAAGCUAGAUGGUUUUACUCUAAAUACACCCCAACUUUUGAUGAAUACAUGCCGCUAGGAACACUUACAUCCUCAUAUUAUUUAUCAAUCACCGCUGUUGUUGGAAUGGGACUUGCUGCUACAAAAGACUCCUUGGAUUGGUUAUUCACUGACCCUGGAAUCUUAAAUGCUACAUCAGUCAUUGGCAGACUCUUAAACGACAUCAGGACGCAUCAGGUAAGAGAGCAUGUUGCUUCAGCCGUGGAAUUAUACAUGAAAGAACAUGGUGCUACAGAAGAAGAAGCCAUAGAGGAACUAACUAAUCAAGUGAAUGAUGCAUGGAAGGUUAUAAUCAAAGCUUGUCUCCACCCUACCCCAGUCUCAUUGCCGGUUCUAAUGCGACCUCUCAGAGUAGCAAGUACUUGGGAAGUUCUUUACAAGAGUGCAGAUUCAUACACGAGCCCUGGGGUUGAGUUGAAGGGAAUAGUGACUUCUCUGCUAAUCGAACCUGUGCCUAAUGCAUUAGCAUAA
Fragaria vesca subsp. vesca is the source of this 1689-nucleotide messenger RNA. Its product is annotated as (-)-germacrene D synthase-like. The transcript has 7 exons. Bases 1 to 1689 code for a protein of 562 amino acids. NCBI's taxonomy places the organism in Eukaryota, Viridiplantae, Streptophyta, Magnoliopsida, Rosales, Rosaceae. The record is from RefSeq and is a predicted model, not a curated record. Gene Ontology annotation, biological process: diterpenoid biosynthetic process. Gene Ontology annotation, molecular function: terpene synthase activity; magnesium ion binding.